UAUUCCUUAUUAUACAUAAACGGGGAGUUUGGUAUAAUAUUUGGCAACCCCGUCCUCAGUCCCUAACAAUGUCUCUUCCGCCUUAAACUGUCGCUAAUGUUUUCGAAGGAUUGUAGAAUGAGCAAGGGACAUGGAGCAAAACAAAGACUGCCGCCAGACAUGCCAGACAUUCUGGAGUCUUUUGAUGAAGUGAUUUUGGAAGAGGUGAAACAGCUUUUUAUGAAGGUGAGACGGUACAGUGCCCCCCCCGGAGAUGGAUGGUGCUUACCCGACCCCAACGUGGCGCUCUGUGACCGGCCGUGGAGUCAUCCGCCUCUGCAGGCUCUGAAAAACUCCCUAAACGAGGUGAAAAAUCAGCUCAGUGACAAGGACUUGCCGGUGUGGCACCAGCACACCUGCUCCACCAACCGAGCCGGGACCGUUACGUCACACCUCCGCGAGACUGCCAACGCAGAACUUUGCACUCAAGCCUGGGCAAAGUUCUACGAAAUUCAAGGAACGUUCGGCCUCCUGUCAGACACGGCACUGCAAAACGGCGAGCCAAACUCGGUACAUCUGUGUGAAGCUCCCGGGGCGUUUAUCUCUGCGCUUAAUCACUUCCUCCAGACCAGCAGGCUGCACUGUGACUGGACCUGGGCCGCUAACACGCUGAAUCCGUAUCAUGAGGCGAACGGACGGAGUUGCACCAUCGCAGACGACAGGCUCAUCGCUCAUACUCUCCCUUGGUGGUUUUUUGGCUCGGACAACACCGGUGACAUCAUGGUUCAGAAGCAUCUGCUGGAGCUGCAGAAGUUUGUCAGUAACAUGCACAAUGUGGAUUUGGUGACCGCGGACGGAAGCUUUGACUGUCAGGGCGACCCGGGAGAGCAGGAGAGUUUAGUGGCUCCGCUGCAGUACUGUGAGACGGUAUGCGCUCUACUCUUACUUUCCCCUGGAGGCUCGUUCGUCCUGAAGAUGUUCACACUUUUUGAGCAUUCGUCCAUUUGCCUGCUUUACCUCCUCGUGUGCUGCUUUCACUCGGUUCACGUGUUCAAACCCGCCACUAGUAAAUCCGGAAACUCGGAGGUCUAUGUUGUGUGUUUGGACUUUAAAUCUAAAACUGACAUCCGGCCACUGCUCUCGAAGCUCAUCCGUAACUACGGUCCGGAUAUGGUUUCCACGGUGGCGCUCUUUCCAAAACGCUGCAUUCCCAAAUCUUUCCUCAGGCAGCAUGCAGACAUCUGUGCGUUUUUUCACCAGCUGCAGAUCAACACCAUCCAGGAGAACCUGCGGCUCUUUACCAGUAUGACUUCAGAACAGCGGAGGCAUCUGGAUCAGCUGCGAGAAUGUGCUGCACAGUUCUACGUUCAACGUUUUCAGGUGCAGUUCUUACCACGCAAGCGAUGGGUGUGCCGGGGUGGAUCGAUGGCAUGGACAAAACCGUGCCCGAGGAAGCAACUGGGAUCUUUUAACCAGCGUAAGGAGCUACAAGGUAAAGACUGGAGGCAGCGUCUUGUGCACGGACCCUACCGAGCGUGGAUAGAGGAACAUUUUCAGGAAGAGGAAGGACAUCAUGAAGUGCUCAGCGGUCCUGUGGUGGCCGAGUGUGACCUACACGCGUGGUUCAGUCAAACGGGUGCAAGACUACCGAAAGUAUGCAGCUCUGCUUUCUGUGAUCCGGAAUUAUUGGAUCUGCUCAAUGAAGCCCUAGAGGAACAGCCUUUGGAUAAAACCACACCAGCAUGCAAAUCUUGCUCCUCCAGGACGUCAAUAUUAAAUGAAAUCUGCAGCCAAACGGACGUAGUGAUGGUAGGGAACCCGUCAUGGCAGGAUGCGCCUCUGACAGAAGACAAGCUGCGGUUCUGCGCAGGCCCUUCCUACUCAGACUCCUGCGUUUCCACUUUGCACGACGGAGAUCCUGUUUAUCAGCACCAGCUUCUGAGGAGCGUGUUCUCCGCUCUGUCCGGACUCCCUGCAGGAUCGGUGCUGGUGGUGCCCCUGCGCUCAGCCUUGACUCGUUUCACGGCGUCUCUGGUCCUCGCGCUACAGUUCUGCUUCCGGUCGAUCGGUUUCCGGCUCCCUGCCUGCGGUCCACCGGUCCUCCUGCUGUGUGAGGGAUUCUCCUCCGUCCCUCAGAUCAACACCAUUCUCCAGGAGGUCCUGGACUUAAUGGAAACACUAGAAUCGCACAAGCAACUCCAGCAGUUUGCUCCGAUGGAACAGCUCAUCGGAGGCUCGCUGCCCCACUUUCUAUUGAACCUCAACAACACUGUUCUGAGGCAGCAGCUCCAUUUGCUCUUGUCAUUCCAGAGGAGAUGAUGACGCCCCCAUCGCUGUUCCACUGAGGCUCGGCACAGCGCUGACGGGUUCACACACAUCCGCCAUGGUUUUCUUUCGUCUUUUACACUUAAUUUGAGUUACCGGGUGUGAUAAUGUAUAAGGACUGUUUGGUGAUGUUAUUAUUUAUGGAAACGAUUCUGAGCUGUCCAGGGUUAUGUUUUAGGAUUAUUUAUAUGUAAUCUGUCUUAGUAAAGCUCUAAAGUACUUGAACUGCUACUUAGAUUUGCCUUUUGGCCAAUGGCCUUUGUUUAUUAAAAGUAGUUUAUUUUUGGACAUAUGAUAUUUUUUUAAUGUCACUUACUGAGUCACUACCCUGUUUUUGAAAACACCAAAUAUGUAAAUAAACAGUAUCGAUGUUU
Clarias gariepinus (North African catfish) is the source of this 2678-nucleotide messenger RNA. RefSeq names its product cap methyltransferase 2 (gene cmtr2). The record is from RefSeq and is a predicted model, not a curated record. Gene Ontology annotation, biological process: 7-methylguanosine mRNA capping. The coding region runs from base 97 to 2298 and encodes 733 amino acids. Gene Ontology annotation, cellular component: nucleus; cytoplasm. Gene Ontology annotation, molecular function: methyltransferase cap1 activity. Lineage: Eukaryota; Metazoa; Chordata; Actinopteri; Siluriformes; Clariidae. The transcript is spliced from 2 exons.